GUCACUGAGAGUCUCCCUACUCGGAUUCUAAAAUUUUUCCCUCUCAAGUUCUGUUCUGUUCAUUCCAUGCUUUAAUGGUAUGAUUCUGAUCCAAUCAAAUGAUCUUCCUCAUCCUUGGCCUCUAAAUGCUGUGUUCUCUAACGAUGAUAUCUCUCAAACCCCUGCCUACCAACCUCAAUUCAUCCUUCCAUUCCUUAACCCCAUUUAAACCCUUCACCCCCAUAACUCAAACCCUAAAACCCUCAAAAUCCCACUCCUAUUCCGCCAUUCAAUCCGUCCUCCAAUGGAAUAGAAAGCCCGAAUUGGCUGGAGACACCCCACGCGUUGUAGUAAUAACCUCCGGCAAAGGUGGCGUCGGCAAGACCACCACCACCGCUAAUGUUGGCCUCUCCUUGGCUCGCCUGGGCUUUUCUGUUGUUGCAAUCGAUGCCGAUGUUGGCCUCCGAAACCUCGACCUGCUCCUCGGCCUUGAAAAUCGCGUGAAUUACACUCUCGUCGAGGUUAUGAAUGGCGAUUGCCGUCUGGACCAAGCCCUAGUGCGUGACAAGCGGUGGUCCAAUUUCGAGCUUCUGUGCAUCUCGAAACCUCGCUCGAAGCUCCCAUUGGGUUUCGGUGGCAAAGCACUGGUAUGGCUGGUGGAGGCACUAAAAACCAGACCCGAAGGCUGCCCUGAUUUUAUAAUUAUAGAUUGUCCGGCUGGAAUCGAUGCAGGGUUCAUUACGGCCAUAACUCCGGCUAAUGAGGCAGUGCUCGUCACAACACCAGAUAUUACUAGUCUACGAGACGCAGAUAGAGUGACGGGGCUUUUGGAGUGCGAUGGAAUUAGGGAUAUAAAGAUGAUUGUGAAUAGGGUGAGGACGGAUAUGAUCAAAGGCGAGGACAUGAUGUCAGUGCUGGACGUGCAGGAGAUGUUGGGGUUGGCGUUGUUGGGGGUGAUUCCAGAGGAUUCGGAGGUGAUUAGGAGCACGAAUAGAGGCUACCCACUUGUGUUGAAUAAGCCCCCUACUUUGGCAGGGUUGGCGUUCGAGCAGGCUGCUUGGAGACUUGUUGAGCAGGAUACUAUGAAGGCUGUUAUGGUGGAGGAAGAGCCCAAGAAACGAGGGUUUUUCUCCUUCUUUGGAGGAUAAACAUUAAUUGCUGCCAUUUGGGCCACGUUAAAUUUUGCCAAGCUUAUGGUUGGCUGUGAGAAAGGGAGUGGAAAGCUGUGUACAGUGGGUUAGUGAUGUUUAUGUUUUGAUUUUCUUUUCAAACAUUUGAAGUUUCCGAUAAGGACAUUCCUUAUAUUAGUUUAUUGGGCUGCUAAAUUGCAUGCCUGUGUUGUUGGAUGAGGAUUGCUUUUAUAGUUGUGGUUUGAAUGGAGAAUGAUGUAUCAGGUCAUCAUCAUUGCGUUUAUUUAACUAAUUCAGCUUUAGAUUUUC
Molecule: messenger RNA, 1418 nt
Organism: Hevea brasiliensis (rubber tree)
Lineage: Eukaryota; Viridiplantae; Streptophyta; Magnoliopsida; Malpighiales; Euphorbiaceae
Product: septum site-determining protein minD homolog, chloroplastic
Exons: 1
Coding region: 126-1127 (333 amino acids)
Biological process (GO): negative regulation of cell division
Cellular component (GO): cytosol; cytoplasmic side of plasma membrane
Molecular function (GO): ATP hydrolysis activity; ATP binding
Source: RefSeq, a predicted model, not a curated record